Messenger RNA from Chiloscyllium plagiosum (whitespotted bambooshark), 439 nucleotides. Lineage: Eukaryota; Metazoa; Chordata; Chondrichthyes; Orectolobiformes; Hemiscylliidae. The record is from RefSeq and is a predicted model, not a curated record.
AAAGUCCAGCCUGGAAUCUCCACUGGAUCCCAGCUUCAUGGAAGAUUCAGAUGCGAAACUCCCGAACGGACUCUCGAUGAACGAGUACAGAGUCUCGAAAUUCGCCCAAAAGGAAGAUUUGGAAGAGAAACCAGAAAGGAAAUGGCCGUCCUCAUAUUGGAUUCAGUACCGCACCCUGACGUUACGGAACUUCAAGCAACAGCAGGAGGUGAUCCUGUCCUGGCUGAACCUGGUCCAGACUCUCAGUAUGGCCAUUGUCCCCGGAGUGAUCUGGUGGCAAAUUCCAAAGGUUGAGGAACAGAUCCAAGCCACAUCAGGACUGAUGUACUUUAUCCUCCUUUACUGGGCUUUCACUCCAAUCUUCCACACCCUAACCACAUGUGAGUAUGAACAGGCAGCAGAGCGAGCUGGACAAUAUUUGUGACAGGUGGGGUACCCU